CUUCUCUCGCACAAGUUUAAGUCCAGCGAGCCCCGGGAAAAGCUGCACCGUGCUUGCAUUGCAACAUUCUAAAGCGGGAGGAUAACCGUAUGCAUGUAAUGAUGUCGAAAAAUGACAGUUUAGAAUCUGUUGGUAAUCGUGACAGCGAAGAUGAGGUGCAGUUUGUUUCUGACAGUGUUUCUCGACCGGUGUUGGAAUGCAUUGAUUUGCUUAGUGAUGAAGAUGAGGCGGGUACAUCUCUUCAGACAAGCAGUAAAGUGAGACCAAAAGACCACAUUGACAGGCAGAAGGAAAGAGUUACUUCUACACUGGAUCGACUGGCCCGCCAUGUUGCUGUUGAGAAACAGGAGAGAGAAGAGAAAAACAAAGCCUUUAAGGAGAAGAUGGACUCUCAGCAUGCUCAUGGUUUGCAGGAACUUGAAUUUAUCCAAGGACAUUCUCAUAAAGAGGAGGCCAAAAGAUGUGUUGAUCAUUGGUUGAAAAUGCCAGGUCUUCGACCAGGCUCUAUAAACUCUGGAUCCAGAGGUUCUUUGAGAUGUGAAACCUUGCCAAAUAUGAAGCCAGUUAUGUGCCCUAUAAUGAACUGCAAUCGAAUGUUUGAUAAUGGGCCUCUUCUAGUUGGCCAUCUGAAAAGAUUUGACCAUUCUCCCUGUGAUCCCACUAUUGCACUCAAGGGAGCUCCAUCAAUUUCCUUUGCAUGUGUUGCUUGCUGCAGGCGAUACCCAUCUGAGGAUCAAUAUAAUGUCCAUAGGAAUACUAAGAUUAAAUCUGGGGAUGCAGAUGGGCAUUCCAGCACUCAGCAUUGUCAGGAAGUGCAGUGUUUUGCUUGUCCCUUUUGCUACCUCCUUUUCAAUAUAAGGGAUGAGUGUUUGCAGCACAUGUCUGCAAAAAAUCACUUUCAGCAGUCUAUUAAACUGAGCGAAACAGAAAAUACUCCAGCUCCUGUUCCUAUUCCAGCAUAUGCCAAGAAGCUUCUGAUCUCCUUAUGCAAAGAUGUUCCCUUCCAGAUUAAGUGUACAUCUUGUAAGCAGGUGUUGAACUCGCACAUGGAGGUGACGGCACAUUUUAGAACUAGAUGCCGAAAUGCUGGCCCAAUAGCUGUCUCUCGCAAAAGUGUUGUCCAGGUUGCUAAGGUAUUCAGAGUAAAGGGGCAUUGCUUAGGCUGCUCCAGACUCUUCAUGGGUGAAACUGAGAUGAAAAGCCAUGAACAUCUAACUCAGCAUAAAGUUGAGGUUGUAUCUUCCAUGGAGAAGGCUGUCUUACUAUUCUGUGAUUUCUACGAAAGAAGCAAAAAUCCCUCUGACCUUCGCUUGGUGUUGAAUAUCUCCAGACCAAAAUCGUCUCUGCUUAAGAGACACCUGAAGCAAGAACCUGAGAGUAAUGGUUCAGGGGCCUCUGGUGCAAAAUGCAUUAGAUCCAGUGAAGGCAAUAGCCAAGAAACAAUCUCCCCUGGGUCCAGAUCUGUGGUGUCAGCCUGGUUCUGUGAAUGCAACCAGCAAUACAGUACAGAGGUGGCGGUUGAGAAGCACAUUAUUGCAAUUAACAAGAUAUUCUACAAAUGCGCAGUUUGUGGAAAGCAAGCUGGGGAUCCGGCUGUCAUUGGUUUACACAUGAGCCGAUUUCAUGGUGGGGCACACCUGAACAACUUCCUGUUUUGGUGCCGAAGCUGCAAGACUGAAAUGCCUAGAAAAGAGGAUAUCAUGUCCCAUGUGAUGGAGUUCCACAGUGGACAUGGUUUUUAUUACGAGAAAGAGGUUCUCGACGAAGUGUCUUCUCCCUCCACAUCUAAAUCAUCAACUACCUUUUCAGAACAAAGCGGUAGCACAGGACAAAUUCCAACACCAAGUCCGGCCAUCUCAGACCCUGCACCCAGCGGCAAAUGGCUGUGCAGGAUCUGUGAGGAGCUCUUUGUUUCCAAACAAGCUGUAUACAAUCACUGCAAAGAGAUGAACAGCCAUAGGUUCCAAAAGUAUGUCUGUGGCCACUGUAAACGUCGUUUCCUGAAAGUGGAAACCCUCUAUCGUCACUUUCAGGAUGAACACGAGGGUGAGAUUGACGUGAAGUACUUCUGUGGGCUUUGUGAUGGCCUGCAAUAUGACAAUGAAGAAGAAUUCCUAAACCACUACCAGUCAUACCACAGCAAGGAUUAUGUAUUUGUGGCAGAACGAAAUGAAUCUCCCCUCCAAAACCAAGCAGCUACAGACCUUGAAAACAAAAUGUCCUGUGGAUGCAAGGUGUCCUAUUCUAACAAGUCAGAAAAACAUAUCGCUCACCAAAAAUGCUUGGAAAACCUGAUUCAACAGAGCAAGCUGUGGUUCCGAUGUAGCUUUUGUAUAGCAACAACCCAAAAUCUGGAAGCCAUGCAAAAACAUACUGCAGAGAUUCAUGGGAUCACAAAAAAACAAAGUUGUUUUUCCGUUUGCUGUGGUUCAUGCAGUAAGAAGUCGGCUGAUCUUAUUGGUGGCCACAAACACUAUCAUUCAAAGCACUGCUUUCCCCAGGCUGGAUGUACUGUGAGCCCUGAAAACAGAACCACCUCUUCUGGUGUUCCUGCCAGACCUAUGCCUGAAGAACAACGGCCAAGUUCCACACCAGUCAAGUCAUCCAAAUCUGGUAUCCUGCCAGGAUUGAAAGAAAAUGAGAAGAGUGAGAAACCUGCCCAGGAAGAGUCCAGGCAUGAGCUUCCAGACAUGGACUAUCUCAUGACCACGACCCACAUUGUGUUUGUUGAUCUAGACAGCUGGCCAAGUUUUUUCAGUCGUCUGCCAGGAUACUUAAACCAGGGCAUAUUUGUUUGGGGAUUUAAAGUUCCAACUUUUACAGGUGGGAAGAACAUUUGGAGGACACCAGACAAAUGCAAAGUCUACAAUUAUCUUGUGAACACUGGAUGUUUCUUCCUUCAUCCACGAAGCGGUGAUAGAAAAGAUGCAGAUGAUUUUACCAUCAGCAAGCAUGCUGGCCGACUUGAUGAACAGCUGCCCAAGCAUAUUCAAUUUACCAUUCUUUCUGGAGAGAAGGGUUUUCAUGAGUUGGAGCUGCAGUUUCUUGAAACCAUGCGGACCACACUUAUCCUUAACCCUCACCAGCUGGAAGGGGAGAUGAUGUGUGCACUGCUAAACAGCAUUACGGACACUGGCAAAGAUAGUGAUGACGACAUGAAGACUGCAGUGAAAUUGAGUUUAAUGGAGAACAAUAUAUGAUAGGGUGUGUGAUCUGCAUUCAUUUCCCUCCCUACUUUUGCUAUAUAGCUGAAGUGUUUGAAAUUGUAGUUUUUAUAUUUAAAUCCUGGGGAUACUUUUUUUGUUCAGACACACAUUUUGGGUCAAAGCCUUAAAAUGCAUGUUUUUGUUAAGGUGCAGGACAAACAUUUUAGCAUCUUUCCAAUUAUGAUGCAAUGCAUUUGUGUGUUUUUCUGUUUGCAUCAUGCAUGUGAAUAACUAUAGAGAUAUAUAUGAUGUGAAGUGCAUAUUGCUCAUAUUUGAUGUAUUUCCACUCAGAUGCAGAAAUAAAGUCAUCGUGGAAGAAGCUUGCAGGAAAUGUGAAUAAUCCUUGUAAUAUGAGUAUAUGUAUAAGGUGUCCAUAUUUAUGUACUGCAGAACCCUUUAAAUUACAUUAGUUUAGUUUAAAUGCCUUAUUUUUUCUGUACAUGUUCAUAAAGAAUGCAUUUUACAUGUUUGACAAUAUAUAUGUGGCUAUAGAGCAAGUUGUGUAUUAUUACAACUGUAUGUUGGAAUGCCUCAUCAGGUAAAAGAGUGUGUGAAAUAAAGUGUUACUUUUUUUUAUAUAUAUAUAUAUUUGUAUUGAUAAAUUACAUGCAAGAACCAUUCGACUACUAUAAAACCAUAAUAUGGUGACUAUUUUCUUGUAAGGGUUCCCCCUCCAUUCCAUCCUGACAAUAAUAUCUGCUAAAUCCCUAUUUAAUUCCCAAGCCAUGCACUUGCUCUGUCUUGUGUUUUUUUGUUUAUGUACACAGCUGACAAAACGCUGCUGACCAUUCUACGGAUUCUAAGUGUUGAAUUCAGUAUCGCUACACAGCCCUGCAGACUCCAACUUAAUCAUUUAAAUCUGAUUAUCAGUUUAGAUUUCAAAUGGCUACCCACCUGCAUUCCAGACUAUAUGGCCGUUGCUAUCGGUUCAUUCACCCGCUGGCCACGCAAUGAGCACUGACACAAAGCAAAAUGGACGGAGAUUUGUGACAUGCCAAAAUUUAAUCUGAUCAGAAUGAUAGCUCGGCCAAUAAACAUGCAGUGAUUAUACUGAUUUUAAUGGUGGCCAAUAGUAGCUAACAGAAACAGGCACUAUGAGGAAAUAGAAUGCAAGCAGCACAAACUGUUUGAGAAACGAGCAUUUGAGAAACGUUGUGCGAGUGGAUGGAAUGCAUCCGCAUUGGAUGAAAAACAGAUUAAAUAAUUCAGCACGCAGAAUCCGCAAGGAAUGAUGAUGAUUGGAAUUGCAGAAAUUUGGCCAGAGGUCUUGUCCGUGGGUGCCCAAUGGCUACCUGCGGGAGGCUGGCUGGAAAAACAUGAACAGUUACAUGCACCCCAGUGCUGCAGAUAGGAAGUGGCUAUGGGCCACCUCCCCCCAAAAAGAUUAACGUGCUCCACAGAGCGCCCUGCCACCUAUCCUCCAAACAUUGAAUUUAAUGAAAAUCAGCUGAGAAACAGCCCGUCCACCAGACAUGAUUGCACGGGGGGAGAGCCCAGCCUCACCAACCCGACCACUUACCCUGCAGAACUAAAUAUGAACUGGUCAGCACUCAGGUGAAGAAAAACCUCAUACUUACAUAUUUUUAAAUUUUUUAGGGGGAAACCUCAAGAAAUCUGUGGAAGCCCUUCCUCCAGGCUCUAAGUGUUCAACUCCCAUUUCGGCUUCCCAGCGCUUGACUGAGUAGCCGAAACAAAAAGAAGCAACAUGAAAGAAUAACAGCUUUUAUGCGAUUGCUGAUGACAUAUUGGUUAUGGACGAAUUCUCCUUUCUAGAAAAGCAACCAAGUUUACAAAUCCUGAAACGGAGUACAGGUAGAAUUUCACCCCUGGGCUUCCUAUCCCAAACCAAUUGGAGUGGACCAACAAAGUGCAAGAUAAAAAUCAUCUCUUACUUUAGAUAAGGCAGGUAGAAUUUUACUACCAACUCAAACUUUCUUACAAAAUAAACACCUUUUAUAAAAUAUAAUUAUUUUGCCCCAGAUUUUCUCCCUAAUUUCUGCCUUCAAUGCAGCAAUUCCCCACACAGCUCAGGAGAACCAGAAGUUCAGUAGUCUCUCUUUUACACCCAGGAACUCAAGAACGUGUUAGCGAGCUACCGGCCUCUGGAAGACAAAGACCAAUCCUGCAGGUGUCUGUCUGAGCCCACUGGGCAACUGGCUGUUAGUUUCUGAUGUAGAGCGAUGUGUAGAAACAAUCUCUGGCUGUUUUCCCUCCCUAAUCCACAGGAACGCCACUUUGACUGCUGUAAUUUGUUAAUGAAUAGAUCCCGCGAUUUCCACGGGAGUGCAAGAGUCCAAAUUUGUCACUCCCGUCAGAAUAGCGUGCAGGAUGUUAUAUGUGCAUCUGCAAAGUUUAACACGUUUUAGACGUGCUUCACUAAAUAAAUUUAAAGAAUAUAGGCUACUAGUCUGCAGUUUUGUUUUUCGCUGGCACAUGGCAGCAGUCUCCAAGAAAUGUGCUUGACAGUCCGGCCCCUCCCACCAAGCAAAGCUAAUCGUCUGCAUUUGCAAGU
Messenger RNA from Polyodon spathula (Mississippi paddlefish), 5718 nucleotides. RefSeq names its product E3 SUMO-protein ligase ZNF451-like. NCBI's taxonomy places the organism in Eukaryota, Metazoa, Chordata, Actinopteri, Acipenseriformes, Polyodontidae. The record is from RefSeq and is a predicted model, not a curated record. The transcript has 14 exons. Gene Ontology annotation, molecular function: sequence-specific DNA binding; DNA-binding transcription factor activity, RNA polymerase II-specific. Bases 90 to 3200 code for a protein of 1036 amino acids. Gene Ontology annotation, cellular component: nucleus. Gene Ontology annotation, biological process: regulation of transcription by RNA polymerase II.